This is a messenger RNA of Puma concolor (puma), 1179 nucleotides long. The record is from RefSeq and is a predicted model, not a curated record. NCBI's taxonomy places the organism in Eukaryota, Metazoa, Chordata, Mammalia, Carnivora, Felidae.
CUUUACCGUGAUGUGAUGCUAGAGAACUUUGCACUUAUUGGCUCGCUGGGAUUUGCAUCUUCAAGGUGCCAUGUGGUUGCCCAGCUGGAGAGUGAAGAAGAGUUCUGGGUUCCCAGCAUGGUGGACCUGACUCUGGUCAGCAGAGUUGAGGCCAGGAGGGGUCCUGGUCUUGGUUGUCCAUGUAGCCUGAAGGAUGGGGAAACCCCUACAGAGCAGAUGAAGAGUUACAGAGUCUACCUGUCAGAGAAGCCCUCUCUGCUUGGGGAGUCUGGGAAGGACAUGCCUACCACCUUAGAUCUUCUCCGGCAGCAGGCCACCCACAGCAAGGGGAAGCCACACAGGAGCACCGAGCAUGGAGAAGCCUUCCAACCCAGCUCCAGUAGCCAACAGCAGCAGGCAGUCCGUGCCACACAGAAGGCCUUCAAGUGCAGUGACUGCGGGAAAGCCUUCCCAAAGGCCUUUGCGCUCCUUGACCACCUGGUAACCCACCCCAAAGAGAGACCCUUUAGAUGUCCAAAAGGUGGAAAUGCCCCCAAGGAGAAAUCCACCCAUGUUAAUUACCAAAAAAUUCACACUGGAGAAACAUCCCAUGUGUGUACUGAGUGCGGAAAGGCCUUUAGUUAUCCCUCUAAACUGAGGAAGCACCAGAAGGUUCACACGGGCAUAAAACCUUUCAAGUGUGAUGAAUGUGGCAAAACCUUCAACCGCAAAGAUGCACUUGUUCUGCACCAGAGAAUUCACACUGGAGAAAGGCCUUAUGAGUGCAGCGAAUGUGGGAAAGCCUUCAGCGUUCUGUCUACUCUCAUUCGGCACCGGAAAGUUCACAUUGGAGAAAGGCCCUAUGAGUGCAGGGAAUGUGGGAAGUUCUUUAAAUACAACCAUAGCUUCAUUCUUCAUCAGAGAGUUCACACUGGAGAAAGGCCUUAUGAGUGCAAGCAAUGUGGGAAAACUUAUGUGACCCGCUCUGGCCUGUAUCAGCACUGGAAAGUUCACACUGGAGAACGGCCCUAUGAGUGCAGCCUGUGUGGGAAGACCUUCACCACCAGGUCCUACCGCAAUCGGCACCAGCAGUUCCACACUGAAGAGAGGUCCUAUGAGUGUACAGAAUGUGGGAAAGCCUUCAAACAUAGUUCUACCCUUCUUCAGCACAAGAAAGUCCACACUGGAGAAAGGCCAUAA